Messenger RNA from Heterobasidion irregulare TC 32-1, 367 nucleotides. RefSeq lists its product as uncharacterized. The coding region runs from base 102 to 347 and encodes 81 amino acids. The transcript has a single exon. The record is from RefSeq and is a predicted model, not a curated record. NCBI's taxonomy places the organism in Eukaryota, Fungi, Basidiomycota, Agaricomycetes, Russulales, Bondarzewiaceae.
GCGAGAGAAUCUAUUGGUCUGGGCAGGAGUGGCCGGUGCCGACGUGCUGGGAUGGGGUGCCGUUGGCGGGGACGCUGUCCGGCUGCCCGGCGCUGAAGCGGAUGAGCUCGACGAACAGCGUCGUAGGAACGAACCCCGUUGGAGCAAGCGGAGGAGGAGCAAGAUCUGGACGCUAUUCACUUGGAGCAAACGCGCCAGCGCCGGUAGAGGGUGUGAAUAAAGCGACGUACAAGGUCGGACGAGCCCAUGUCGACCUGAAGGGACAGACUUUGGCUGUUGGAGCCGACGAGGAUCGGGACGGUAUAUAUGCUGAAAAGGGCCGAUGUGAGCAACUAGUCAUUUGCUAAAAACAAGAUGAUAAAUAAAU